This is a messenger RNA of Lizanozyma spartinae, 1233 nucleotides long. RefSeq lists its product as uncharacterized. Lineage: Eukaryota; Fungi; Ascomycota; Pichiomycetes; Serinales; Debaryomycetaceae. Bases 1 to 1233 code for a protein of 410 amino acids. The record is from RefSeq and is a predicted model, not a curated record. The transcript has a single exon.
AUGUCGCAAGUACCGUUUGGUAAGCAAAAUCGUGCCAAGUUCUUUUCUAACAUUUCUAAGGAUGUGAUUCCCGUUAAUCACGGGGCUUAUGGAGUAGUUCCCGAUGAAGUUCUUGAAGCACAUCGAAAAGCAAUGAUUUCAGAAGCUUCCUUCCCUGAUAAAUACAUCAAUUUGAUCCACCCACAAAACUACAAAAAGGCAUUACAACUGGUGGCUACAGUCAUUGGCGCUGACUGGCACAAUUUAGCCCUCGUAAACAGUACUACGGCUGCUGCUAACUGUGUUUUAAGGUCCCAAACUCUUAUAAAACCGGGCGUUACCAUUGCUAUCACCUCCCAUUGUUUUGGAAGUAAUUUGAACACUAUAAAGUAUCUUAAUGAUGUUCAUGAUGUUAAAUUUGUCACCAUUAAUAUUUCCCCUUUUAUGCAACCAAGGGAAAUCUUGGACCAGUUCCGUGAAGCGUUUACUGGUAAUACCGCCAUUGAGUUUGUUCAUUUUGAAUUGAUACCCCUGGCACCGCCAUUCAUGAUGCCCUACAAAGAAAUAUUGGCCCUAAGUCGCCAAUUUGGAGUGAAAACUAUUGUUGAUGCAGCACAUUCAAUAGGUCAAAUACAUCUUGAUUUCUCUGAUGAAAGCUGUAGACCUGAUAUCUGGUUUUCAAAUUUGCAUAAAUGGUGCUAUGUACCUAAAGGAUCGUGUGUUAUGCAUGUUGAUCCCAAGCAUCAUGGAUCUUUGGUUCCUUGGCCCAUACAAUAUGGUCAUGAUAUACCCAUCAAUGAAAACACUUUAGUGGAUAAAUUCCAGUAUGUCAAUCUGAAAAAUUAUCCCAUUGUGGCAGUUAUUCCAACUGCCAUUGAAGUAAGGAAGGAAAUGGGGGGAGAAGAAGCAAUUAAUUCAUAUUGCUCCUCCUUGGCGGAAAAUGUUGGGAAGGAGUUAUCUAAUUUAUGGGGUACUAAAAAGGUGAUAUACUCUCCUCAACUAGCUAUGGUAAAUAUUCAAUUACCAGUGGUCCCUCUAGAUCCUUUGGAUCCAAGUAAUUCAAUGCAACUUUGGAUGUGUGAAAAAAUGUGCAGUAAGGGAACGUUUGCACCAACAUUCAAAGUUGAAGGUGAAUGGUACGUUCGUUUUAGUUGUCAAGUUUACAAUGAGUUAGAAGAUUUCAUCAAGACUGGGAAAAUUUUACUUGACACUAUUAACGAAUGGAAUUCAAACCAAAAAGGUGAAACUAUUUAA